This is a messenger RNA of Megalops cyprinoides (Indo-Pacific tarpon), 4121 nucleotides long. It is a transcript of the gene kctd17, whose product is annotated as potassium channel tetramerization domain containing 17. The transcript has 7 exons. Gene Ontology annotation, cellular component: cytoplasm; Cul3-RING ubiquitin ligase complex. The record is from RefSeq and is a predicted model, not a curated record. The coding region runs from base 129 to 1007 and encodes 292 amino acids. NCBI's taxonomy places the organism in Eukaryota, Metazoa, Chordata, Actinopteri, Elopiformes, Megalopidae. Gene Ontology annotation, molecular function: cullin family protein binding. Gene Ontology annotation, biological process: protein homooligomerization; proteasome-mediated ubiquitin-dependent protein catabolic process.
GGCUGUGAGCGAGGAGAGGGAGAAUGCUGUAGUGCUAGCUACACAGUGGCAGGGAGAGGAAGAUUAGGGACCAAAGUGGAAACCGAGCCCCUUGUCCGUCCGCGUACUGUUAUUUGCUGGUAUUUCAGAUGGCAGCACAAGAUAAAAGGAAACCGGUGCCUGAGGCGGCGUCGGAAGUCAGUUCGUUACCGACUCCUCAUAGCAACUGCAACAACAAUAACAACAACAACAACAAUAACAACAAAGACAACGAGGGAAACGAGAGCACGGCAACAGCCACCCCGUCCCCUACCGAACCAAAUGUGUCUCAGACUACGAGUCAUACCAUAGGCAACGGUUCCGGGAUCAACCCGGGAACCGGCGGGAACAACGGGAAAUGGGUUCGACUGAACGUUGGCGGCACCGUCUUUCUCACAACGCGCCAGACAUUGCUGAAAGAACAGACUUCCUUUCUCUACCGGCUCUGCCAGCAGCAGGACCUGCAUUCGGAUACGGAUGAGACAGGAGCGUAUGUGAUUGACAGAGACCCCACCUACUUCGGCCCCAUCCUCAACUACUUGCGGCACGGCAAGCUGGUCUACAACAAGGAGCUGGCCGAGGAAGGGGUCCUGGAAGAAGCCGAAUUCUACAACAUCACACCACUCAUAAGGUUGAUCAAGGAGAGGAUUUUGGAGCGUGACUGCAAGGCAACACAGCAGGCCCCCCCGAAGCACGUGUACCGGGUGCUGCAGUGUCAGGAGGAGGAGCUGACCCAGAUGGUCUCCACCAUGUCCGACGGCUGGAAGUUUGAGCAGAUGGUGAACAUCGGGUCAUCCUACAGCUAUGGCACAGAGGACCAGGCUGAGUUCCUCUGUGUGGUGUCCAAGGAGCUGCACACGUCUGGCGGAGGCAUGGCUACAGAGCAGAGCCACAAGACCAAGCCCUCUGGAGUGCAGGAGGAGGAUGGCGCGAAGGAUGAGGCGGAGGGAGAGAGAAAUGCCACCCCCAACGAGUGGAUUAGAGAUUAGCGGUCGUUUUGCGUUGCUCCGAACUUUUUAAUGGCUUUUUCAGAUCCAUGGAUCCCGGAUGUAGAAUACAGAGAAUUGUAUUUUUUUAGCUAAGUGUGUCUUUGUGUGUUCAAUGAGCAGACAUUGCUAUUGUUUUGUAUGAAUCCUGCUGCUUUUUUAUCAAUUGCUUAAACACUACUUUCUGAAGAUUAUCGAAAAACCCAAACUUCUACCACAUGACCCCCAAACUGUUCCCUUUAGCAGGUCUCUAGUAUACAUUUUCAUGGCAAAGGUCAGUAGCACAACUUGCAAAGCAAAUACAUUAUUAUUAUUAUUAUUAUUAUUAUUAUUAUGAAGAAGAAGAAACCUGAAAAAAGAAAAAUAACAUUGUCAUAGUGGGACAUUUUAAAAUAUUUGACAAUUAACAAUUUACCAAAGCUUAUAAAAUAUACCAAGUUUGCUUUCGCAUGUACUUCAGCAUUGAGCCCUUUAUUUGCUCACAGGACAUUAAUGUUGGUUAAAAGCUUCACGAGCGGUGUGUUCAGCCCUCACAUCGGUCGGCUUCAGUGUCUUUAUAUGUGUUGUCGAUGUCCGUCAAAAGGGACACCCACUUGACAAUCGAACUCUUUGCACUUGGAGGCAAAUGAGAAAUUGGGGCUCUUGGACAAUCGAAAAGUGGAGAUUCCAAAAUGCCCCAUGUGAUGGACUGUGAGCCAGAUUGAUAGAUAUAGAAAUGGCUGCACAUAAAGCGAUGCCGUUAUUCUUAAGAGCCAUCAGCUCUCCAUUCGAGCCCUCUGUGCUUGCCACAGCACUGACUAGCUCCAGUGAUGUGGGUGAAUCUGCGCACCUGUCUCUGAACAGCGGCAUUCAGUGGUCAUUGUCUCACUUGUGUCAUGGCCUAAAAAAAUCCUCUGUGGUGCAUCUUCUGUUGCCAUUAAUGCACCACUGAUAGUGAGUGAAUGUGACUGCUUGUGUCGACACAGGCUGCCUCUCCUCUGUCUUUUGUGGUCUGAUGCAGUGCUGGGCAUUUCUGUUUCUUUGUAUGAUCAUCUGGAGAUAGCUGUCAGCAGCAAAGAGGACUAACCUACAAACAGAAAACGUCAGAGAAUAGGUUGGGUGGUUGAGGAUGAAUGGUUGUGGUACACAUAAGCCUUUAAAAUGUGUUGAGUUGAAAUCUGGACAUUUAGCACUCUGUGUGAAGAGGUUUGAGACCUUUGAUAAUCUUUUAGAAGUGGUGUUUGGGGGGAAAAAAAUUAAACCGCAAUAUCAUUGUCAUGUUCAUAAAUUACCUUUCCUAUGCAAGAUCCUAUGAGGCAUUGGGUACAUCAUCUUGGUCAGGCUCGACAAUUUCUGGGCUCUAUAAGACAAAUAUAAGUCCAAGUCAACUGUAAAACCAUCUGGAUCUUAACAUGGGAUAAUGGUGUAACAAUAAAAUAGCAAGCUAAAUGUCAUACAGUGAAAUUACGUGGAAUAGAAAAUUAAGAACAAAUGAACAAACCACAUAGGCGUACAAAUUCCAAGCCCCAUAGUGUAGGUGUUCCUCUGUUUUUGCUAGCAAUAUAGAUCAUUUGGUGCCUUGACUGAAGCAAAAAAAAUUAAAAUGCCAUAGACGUAUGAAAUGAAUUAAAGUUAGUGGUUUGCAUUUUUGAACUAUUUAUUCAAAAGUGAUAUGUGGUUUUAGUUUGACCCCAGGUCAUAGGAAAGGUUGUGUAUAUAUUUAUAUGUGUGUGUGUGUGUGUGUAUGUGUGUGUAUAAAUGUAUCACAGCUAAAUCUACUUCUGCAUGAGGGUGGAGUGUGCCAUGCCCUGUGUCAUUAGGAAGGCAGGUGGACUUCUUAUUUAUUCAGGGGGUUUGGAGAUCCCCCACAGCUGAGCUGUCUACACGCGUGUCCCUCUCGUCUGGCUUGCGGAUGAACCUGUGAAUGUUCGCCGUAGAGGUGCCAUCUUUGUCUCUGAUUGUCCCGGUGCUCCCCGAGACAAGCUGAGAGGACCAACACAUCUGCUCGGUGUACUAGAAAGGGGCCGGGGCCUGGUUUUGUUAGCGGUAGCUGCUCUGCCACCAUUUUGUAAGUCACCAAUAUCUGUUUGCUUUUUUUUCGUUACAUGAGCUUUGAUACCAUGUCAGUGUGUGUGUAUGGCCUGGUUGUGUGACUUUUUUGGAGGGAAACAACGCAUGAGUACUGUAUGUGAUUAUAGACAUGGGGCACCCGAUGACUUCACUUUGAAAGGGGCCAAAAGAUACUUUUUGACACUCUUUGAAACUUUAUACAAGCCUAAAAACGUUGACUGUGAAGUAAAUUUUGCCUCAAACUACUACUGACAGUGAACCAAACCAUUACCAAUGGAAAUGAUCGCCAUUGACAUCACUAUGUUCUUUUUUUUUUUCUUUUUUUUCAUUUGACUGUAAUAAAGUUGCGGUAUUUAUUUUCCUGCCAUUUUCCCAUUGCAUUUUCAUGGAAUAUAAUGGGAAAUCUGUCGCGAAAACCAAAAAGUUGUUUUGUCAUUUUUAAAUGUGAAAUAUCUUGUGUUGCAUUACUUUUUGCUACUUGUUGCUUGUUAUUGAUAUACUCAGUUGAUUUAUCCCCCUGCUGGAAAUGAAUUUCCUCAGCAGGUGUCCAGUGCUGAUGUGAGUGUUGGGAAACUGAGCCCACCACGGACUUAAGCCUGGCACCUCCCUGCUUUCUGCGGUUGCUUGACAGAAAGAGAGAGAGAGAGAGUGAGAGACCAAAAUCAAAAUCUGACCACACACAGCCUUUGCAAAAUACAAUCAUUGUUGGUGAUUUGAUAAAAGUUUGUUAUUUUAGCAUGAAAAAACAUUUUAAGUAUGUUCAUGUUUUACAAAUCUGUAAAUGUAUAUAACUGUCAGUUGCAAGAUCUCAGUCAUUCCCCCUUAUGAACAACAGUUGUCCUUGUUAGAGCUUAAUCUGCUUCCCCUUGACAUUCAUGACACCUGUAAGAUUUUCAUUGUUUUGUAAGAAACAUUUUGACUAAAUUAUUUCAUUGUGUAUGUUGCAGGCUUGGGGAAUAAUCUGUGCUGAAUGUCCUUAAAGUAUAAGCAAUCUUUUCAUAAGUGGAACAAUCCGCCCUUCACAUUUCAGCUUGGUGGCCUAUUUCCAGUUGUCAUUGGCUAUAAUUG